This is a messenger RNA of Etheostoma spectabile (orangethroat darter), 1950 nucleotides long. It is a transcript of the gene lamp1a, whose product is annotated as lysosomal associated membrane protein 1a. The record is from RefSeq and is a predicted model, not a curated record. The coding region runs from base 302 to 1552 and encodes 416 amino acids. Gene Ontology annotation, cellular component: plasma membrane; lysosomal membrane; late endosome membrane. NCBI's taxonomy places the organism in Eukaryota, Metazoa, Chordata, Actinopteri, Perciformes, Percidae. The transcript is spliced from 9 exons. Gene Ontology annotation, biological process: establishment of protein localization to organelle.
ACCAGACAUGGCUUGUUAUUCAGUCGCCGUGGCUGUGACAGACGUCUAACCGCGCACACUGGUAGUUUCUACCAGCAGGACGUGUUUCAGGAUUACUAAACAACUAUUUCAUUUAACCUUCAGUCAACAGAGAACGUAAACAACAACAGGAAGAAGAACGACAGUGACGCCACAGUUUUAGAUUACGGUCCGUAAAGUCCUCGCCAGUUCGCCGCGUAGACCCACCUGCGCCUGCAGCGGCGACCCACCACGUCCCCGGGCUCGGAUCUCUCUAAAGGGACAGACACAACCAGGCAGAAGGAUGAAACUCUCUCACGCUUUGGCCGCGCUCAUCAUCGCCUGGUCUGCGGUUUUGGGUUGCAUUCAGGCUGUUACUCUUGAGGUGAACAAUGGGAACUCCACCUGCAUUAAGGCUGAGCUCUCUGCAUCGUUCUCCAUCACGUACAACACCUCCAGCAGCACGAGAACAGUGCAGGUCCCUCUGCCUGACUCCACCACGGUUGAUUCAGGCAGCAGUUCAUGUAGCACAGGCGACAGAUCACCAUGGCUGGUGGCGGUGUUUGGACCCGGCCACGCACUUGGGUUGAGCUUUUCAACCAAUGGAAGUCUGUACAGUGUUACUAACCUGACGCUGCAGUACAACCUCAGUGACACGUCCAUCUUCCCUGAGGCUAACAGCUCUGAUGUGGUCACUGUGGUAUCACAGUCAGUUGGGAUCUGGGCGACGAUCAAUACCACCUACCACUGCGUGAGCCCCACCACUAUUGGAGUGGGUGGAGCAACAGUCACUUUCUCUGAUAUGAGGCUGGAGGCGUACAUGCCAGGAAAUGACCUGAGUCCAACAGAAAGCGUAUGUACGGCAGAUCAGGGCAGCACUACAGCUCCACCUACCACUGCCCGUACUACAACAACCGUAUCUCCAGCACCAACCCCUCCUGGAACACCAGAGCGGGGAACCUACUCUGUAAUCAAAGGCAACAACACUGUAUGUCUCCUGGCCCAAAUGGGACUGCAGCUCAACGUCUCCUAUUUUUCUCUAUCUCAGAAUAAGACUAUCCAAGAAUUAGUCAACCUGACUCCCAAUCUGACAAGUUCAUCAGGAUCAUGUGAAGCCAACAGUGCUUCCUUGGUUUUGACACAGGAGCGGACCACCACGCUCAACUUCACCUUCACUCUGAACUCCACGAGCAGCAAGUAUCACCUGAGUGGGAUAACUCUGCUUGCCAAUUGGUCUGAUGCAAUUGCUACCAUCACAGCCGGUAACACCAGUCUGGACUACCUGCGGAGUACGCUGGGCCGCUCCUACAUGUGUAACGCAGAGCAAACUCUGGCUGUGGUGCCAACCUUCUCUCUCAACACAUUCAGACUGCAGGUCCAACCCUUUGAAGUCACUACCAACCAGUUUGCUACAGCGGAGGAGUGUCAGAUGGACCAAGACCAGAUGCUCAUCCCCAUCAUUGUUGGAGCAGCCCUUGCCGGCCUAGUGCUGAUCGUCCUUAUUGCAUAUCUAAUAGGCAGGAAGAGGAGCCACGCUGGAUACCAGACCAUCUGAAUGGACCCUUCAUUUUACUUAAACCUGACUGAACAGUGGAGAGAUAAACUCGAGUGUGUGAGCGAGCAAGUAAUAGAGUGGACACGAGCAUUAGUGAAUGAAAAUAAUUGAGUAGUUUCUCUGUGGCGAGUGCAUGUUUUUAUCCUAUGUGACCUCUGGAUAUUUUUAUUUUAUUUUUUCUGUGAGAUGAUGAUGAGAAGCCAAAGACCUGCUAGUUUUAGAUCAUUUGCAUCUUGUGUGACGGACCGAGCCCUAACAAAGCAAGGAUGGCGGCAGUUUAAAUUUGCCGUAUGUAGCAAGUACACCAUCUGCUGUUUAUUGUUGUUCCAUUAAGUUCUAAGAAUUGGUUGAAUUUGCUUGAACUGCUGUUUGUUGUUUUUUUAGCAAUGUUAUUUAUA